Messenger RNA from Pararge aegeria (speckled wood butterfly), 2472 nucleotides. RefSeq names its product differentially expressed in FDCP 6-like. The record is from RefSeq and is a predicted model, not a curated record. Bases 122 to 1747 code for a protein of 541 amino acids. Gene Ontology annotation, cellular component: cytoplasm; nucleus. NCBI's taxonomy places the organism in Eukaryota, Metazoa, Arthropoda, Insecta, Lepidoptera, Nymphalidae. The transcript has 10 exons.
UUUGAUAUCAGUCAGCCAGUCAGCCAGUUUGAAAAUCGAAUGCGCGAGUGACUGACGUGUGUUAGUGGCCCAAAAAAGAUAGGUUUUUUUAAAUGUGAUAUUAGUGGCAAAGGUUUCGAUAAUGACAGCCUUGCUGAAAAAUGUGACUAAUUGUAUUUGGCACGCGUUUGAUUCUUUGCAGAACAAUCAGGUGGUGCAUAAAUCGAAACUUAAGGUGUUAACAGCUAACAUAGGCACUCUUCUGGACCUGUACGGGGUGGAGAAGGGUUUGGACCACUACCGCUCCUCCCAGGAGCUGACCUUCGACGAGUUCCGCUACUACCUCCAGCACGAAGUGUUCAGCUCCCUCCCCAAGACCCUCAACUUGCCAGUCGCAAGGGAAUACGAGAAAAAGAUCAGUGAGGUGUGCUGGUUCGUCUGUCGCAAGAAUCUGCUGACAAGGGACAAGCCUAUUUUCAGCGACGAGUCGGUGUUCAAGUUGUUCAGGAUAUUUUGUCUUCUCGCCGAUCUGGUACAAGAUGCUGACGACACCAAUCACUACGUGGUCGUACUCCAGCCUUCAGAGGCGGGUUUAGUCGCUGAACAGCUGGUCCACUGCCUAGGUCUGCGGUGGGACGCCGCUGACUGGGAAGCGCUGGGUUCUUCAAUAGGGCACUUCAAAUGGGCAGCGUUCCUCGCGGUUCUCGAAGCUAAAUACUGUGGCGACCAGCAGCUUCACACCGAAGCACUAUUAGAAGCUGUCGCUGAAUUAUACGAUGUAUUUAUUGAGGAUAUUAUUAAAAAGGGAUACCUCUUCAAACGCGGCUAUCUUCUACCAACCAUGCGAGAGUACUGGUGUGUCCUUCAACCGUGCGCUCUCACCUACUAUAAGAGCUCCUCGCAAAAGGAACAGUGUGGGAGAAUUGCGAUAGACGAAUACUGUUCUGUAGAAGCUGCACCGGGCGAGGGGAAAAUUCAACGGUUCCAAGUUAUCACCCCUGAAAGGACCUUUGAGUUUGGGACUCAAGACCACAAGAGUCGUCUGCAAUGGCUGUCUGGCCUGCGACAAGCAGCAGCGGUAUCAGGCGGUGCGGAAGGUUACCAAAGAAGAGCGCGAGCCGGCAGACGUGGCGCCGGCGCGAGGCGCGAACAAGAAGUGAGGGACGCUCGAGCGAGGCUCCAGCACGAAGUACGGGCCCGCCUCGCAGCUGAGGCUCAAGCCCAGGAAUUGGCUGAACUAGCACAACAAGAUAACAAGAAAUUAGAGGAAUUAAAAACAGCACAAACCACAUUAGAACGACUUCUACAUGAAGAGACCCAGGCCAAACGAGAUGAAGAAAUCGUCAGAGCAUUACAAGCCAGAGUUCUGGCAGAAGAAUGGGAGAGGCGGGAAGAAUUAGAAAGAUUGCAAGAAGAACAAAACAAGAUGUUAGAAGAAGAAAGACUGAAACGCAAACAGUUCGAGAUGCUUCAAGCUGAAAAGGAAUCGCAGUUUAGAGAAGCUGAAAGAAGACUCAAAGAACUGGAAGAAGAAAAGCAGAGACUAGACGCAGAACUUCGUGCGGCACAAGAGAAGAUCUCACAGACAGAACAUAAUGCGCAUGCACUGCAUGUGCAACUUAGAGACAUGACUCCAAACCUUCGGAACGGUGAAAGGGCGCGUCGAGCCAUUUCCUUCGUCCCCACAACCAAGAGUUCAUCUGACACACUGAUCGACCUCAGAGCCCUUAGGCAUUUGAAAACCCUAAAUGAUGAAGAGAAACUAUGAUCUGUUACCAAACAAAAUUGUUUUAGGUGUCGGAAUUUCUAAAUUGGUGCAGCUUACAUCAUUUCUGUCAUUGGCACGUAUGUAUGCUAACCAAGCAACGCCACACGUGUUGAGUGAAAACAAAACAUAGGAUUUUAUAUGUAUUUGUAUGUUAACAACCACCAUACUAAAUAGUCAGCAAGAUAAUUCGUCAUUGAAGUACUCACAGACAGCAAACCGACAAUAAAGUAUUCACGUUUUUGCGUACUAUAGAUGGCAGCUACACAAUUGCAGUUAAUAUUGUAAAAAAAUGGGUAUCUUUUAUGCACACCCCUCAUCAUUUUCAGCACGGGGAGAAGGGGUUUAGGCCGUAGUCCACCACGCUAGCCCAGUGCGGAUUGGUGGACCCCACAUACCUUUGAGAAUAUUAUGUAGAACUCUGAAUUCAGGCUUGCAGGUUUUCUCACGAUGUUUUCCUUCACUGAUGAAGGAAGUGAUGCAUUAAUUACUAAAACGCACAUAACUUAGAAAAUUUGCGAUUUGGGAUUCGAACUCAGCCCCCCGAAAGAGAAGUGGAGCUCCUACCCAAUGCGCAAUGAAUACAUCAGAUGCGAUAAAAUUAAACUUCCGAACUAUCGGACCGCACUCGUAAAACCUAGAUUUAUAUCUUAUAGAAGCAUUGUAUUUAAAAACUUUUGUAUCUGUGUACUUUCAGUAAUAAAAAGAGCUUUUGUAAAUCUGUAAAA